Eurypyga helias (sunbittern) is the source of this 799-nucleotide messenger RNA. It is a transcript of the gene LAPTM5, whose product is annotated as lysosomal protein transmembrane 5. The record is from RefSeq and is a predicted model, not a curated record. The transcript is spliced from 8 exons. Bases 1 to 777 code for a protein of 258 amino acids. Gene Ontology annotation, cellular component: lysosomal membrane. NCBI's taxonomy places the organism in Eukaryota, Metazoa, Chordata, Aves, Eurypygiformes, Eurypygidae.
AUGACUGCCUCAACGGCCCCUGAGCCCCCCAAAUGUUGCUUCUUCAACAUCAAGACAGCAACAGUCGCUCUAGGGAUCUUCCACAUGGUUAUGAGCGUUUUGCUGCUGAUUGAGUACUCCCUGGAGGUGGCGAGCGGGAACAGCUUUUGCAAAGACCUGGACAAGGGUUACUACAGGAUUGCUGAUGUCAUCACCAGUUUCCUGUUGAUCAUCAUGCUGUUUAUCGUCAGCUUCAACCUCCUCCUUGGUGUGGUGAAGAAGAGAGAACGUCUCCUGAUCCCAUUCCUUGCUCUACAAGUCAUGGACUUUCUCCUCAGCCUCCUGACCAUGUUCAGUUCCUACAUACAAGUCCCGGCGAUCAUUUCUGUGUCCUCCCUUAGCCACACACAGGGACACUCGAAGGUCCCUUUCCUGGCUCUGCAGCUGCUGGACUUUUGCCUGAGCAUUCUCACCCUCUGCAGCUCUUACAUGGAGGUCCCCACCUAUCUCAGCCUCAAGUCUUCAGAAAAUGGGGGCUUUUUGCCAGCCAUGGAGAAGUUACCGACAGAGGAAUAUGCCAAAAUGAUGGUCACCUUCACCAUUGCGUUCAUCGCUGUCCUCUUCCUGAAGGCCUAUAUGUUCAAAUGUGUCCUGAGCUGCUUUAAGUAUAUUAAAGCCAGCAAGAGAGAGGAGGUGAAAGUCGAUCCACAAGCAGUUGAAAAGGCUGAGCUGCCAUCAUAUGAGGAAGCCUUAGAGUUGCCUUCCAAGGAAUCCCCACCAUCCUACAUAGCAAUCUAAACUCCAUCCACGGCAAGAAGAC